AACUAGGUGAGAUGCUUGCAAGCUACAAUUUGUUAUUUUGAAUUAGAAAACAACCAUCUAAUUUUUAUUUCUUUUUCGUAUUUAUAAAAGAUGGUUGGUGCAAUUGACUCGCUAUUACAUUUGUUUCAAUUUUAAUUAAAAGUUAUACUUUGGUGAUUUCUUUAUGAUAUUUGUUAACACAAUUGUGUUAGAUUUUUUUCAUUCUUUAAUAACUAUACUUUUCUUCCCAAUUUUUUUAUGAAUCUGCAUCAUAUUUUUCAAGGAUUUUUUUUAUUCCUUGUCAUUUGUUAGUGUUCAAUUUAUAUUUUUCAAGGAUUUAUAUUUAUGAAUCUUCAUCAUAAAGGGUAUGCCAAAGCUUGCAUUGUCAUCCCUUCCAUCUGUUGAGAUUGUUUAUGCUUGUUGGGAAACUGUUAAUAUAAGAACUAUUUUCCAUCUUUCCUGACGGAAAUUGCCGCAUAUGAUGUAUAAUCUCAAGAUACUUUCCAUCAAACAUUUUGUUGAACUCAAGGUACUACCAAAUGAACUCAACACUCUCAGUUCCAUACAAGAACUACACAUUUCAUGUUGUUAUAAGCCAGAGUCUGUCCCCGAGUGUGUACUGCAAGGUUUGAGUUCUCUUCGAGUUUUGAGCUUUCAAUGUUGCAGUAGCUUAAAAUCCUUGCUCCAACAUCCAACAAACCUGACUUGUCUUGAGAGACUUGAAAUUCUACCUAAUCUAAAAUUAUCCUACCUAAUCUCGUAUUAUUAACGGAUCAAACACGCCCUAAAGAGUUAUCCGCAACAAUUUUUCUUGUUUGAUAAAUACUCAACAAUUUUGAUUGAAAAUAGAAUAGUUACAUAUUAACCACUUGAACUCAAUGUAUUAGUUAUGUGUUGAUUAAAUGUUGCAACAUUAACCUAAAUGAAACCCAUCCCCCCAUUGAUUUCCUUCUUAUCCAAAACUGAGUUGCAGCGUAAACCUGAGUCGCUCCCAAUUAUUCAUUCAUUUCCUUGUAAUCCAAAACUAAGUUGCAGCAGAAACCUGAGUCACUCGCAGCAUCUCAUUCUUCACUCAAAAAUGUUAGAAUGUCAUUUUCAGUGUUAAGUUACGGCGUUGGCGGUGCUAUCGUUCUUUCCACUCACAACAAUUUCAAUCGUCGCUGAUUUUACUCUCAGCUCAUUCCCAAUUACAUCACAAUCACAAUAUUGUUGUUGAUGAAGCUGUUUCUUCGUUCAAUCGAAUGCUCUGUAUCAACCCUACCCCACCCGUAUUCGAAUUCGGUAAGAUCUUAGGUUCCCUUGUUAAAAACAAACAUUUUCACACUGCUAUUUCCCUCUCUCAUCAAAUGGAAUUUAAAGGAAUUCAACCUGACUUUGUUACUCCUGAUGUUGUCACUUGCACUAAUUUACUGUAUGGCCUUUGUAAUGUGGGUCAAUUCAAAGAAGCUGUUGGUUUGUUAAAUGAAAUGUUGUUGAAAAACAUCAGCCCGGAUGUUCUUACUUUUACUAUACUGAUUGAUGGUUUAUCUAAGGAAGGAGAGGUCAGAAAAGCUACAAAUGUCUUGGCUGUUAUGAUAAAACAAGGUGUGAAACCGGAUGUUGUUACUUAUAAUUCUUUAAUGGAGGGGUAUUUCUUGGUUAAUGAAGUGAACAUGGCCAAAUAUGUGUUCAACACUCUUGCUCAAAGGGGAGUGGUUCCUAGUGUUUGUAGCUACAUUGUCAUGAUAAAUGGAUUAUGCAAGAAUAAAAUGGUGGAUGAAGCCAUGAAUCUCUUCAAAGAAAUGUAUUUAAAAAACAAGUUUCCUGAUACUGUAACAUACAAUUCACUUAUUGACGGACUUUGCAAAUCGGGGAGAAUCUCUAAUGUUUGGUACCUUCUUGAUGAGAUGCAUGAUAGACGCCAACCUGCUGAUGUGAUCACCUACACUUCUAUAUUGGAUUGAUUGUGCAAAAACCAUCAGUUUGACAAGGCGAUUGAAUUAUUUGCGAAGAUCAAUGACCAAGGAAUUCAGCUAGAUAUGUAUACAUACACUGUACUUGUUGAUGGACUAUGCAGAAAUGGAAAACUUAAGGAUGCACAAGUGGUUUAUCAGGAUCUUAUACACCAGUUUUUCAUUAUUCCGGUCUGAAAGGGUAGCGUAACAUAAAUCAAGUCAUUUUCCCGGUCAAAAAGGGUUGCUGGAGCAAGCUUGCAUUCACUCAACCCAUUUCAAGGUUGCAUUCACUCUUAUUCGUGCUUUGUUGAAAAACGACAAGAAUGAGAAGGCGGUGAGUGAAACUUCAUCGUAAAAUGAUUGCUAGAGCUCUUUUAUAAGAGCGAAACUAGGUGAGAUGCUUUCAAGUUACAAUUUAUUAUUUUGAAUUUGAAAACUACCAUCUAAUCUUUAUUUCUUUUCCUAGUUAUAAAGAAAAAGGUUAGUGCAAUUGACCCACUAUUACAUUUGUUUUAAUCUUAAUUAAAAGUUAUACUUUGGUAGU
This is a messenger RNA of Trifolium pratense (red clover), 2457 nucleotides long. Its product is annotated as pentatricopeptide repeat-containing protein At3g22470, mitochondrial-like. The record is from RefSeq and is a predicted model, not a curated record. Gene Ontology annotation, molecular function: protein binding. The transcript has a single exon. Bases 1221 to 1922 code for a protein of 233 amino acids. NCBI's taxonomy places the organism in Eukaryota, Viridiplantae, Streptophyta, Magnoliopsida, Fabales, Fabaceae.